AAUCACAUGUGGAAAAAAGUAAAGCUUUGGGACUGAUAUUUUGGGCUGUUGGUAGUAUUGUGUGAGUAUGUGUAUGUAUGUGUGUGUAUGUGUGUAUGUAUGUAUAUAUCUGUGUAUGUAUGCACACACACACACACACACCAUUAUAUAAAUAACCCAAAAUAGAAUUAAGCAAAUAGUACAUUUUAAAUCUUAAGUUAUCCCUUAGAAUUUGCAUGUCUGGCACCACCACAAACUUUAACAAGUGUUCAUCAGUGUGCAGGCCACAGGUGCUUAGUUAACACACAGCUGUGGAUCUGGACCAUCCACCUUGUACAUACCAGAGUUAUGGCUUUCACUAUCCUGCCAAGUGUCCACAAAAAUGGCAUGCCUCUGGGACCAGGCUUGUUUGUGUCGAGCCUCAAGCCGUCCCUGCCAAUCCCCUCCACCCGAAGCCGACUCCCCAGCAUGUCCAGCACUAAGGUCAGCUUAUCAGAUGACGGGGAGGACGUUCAGCUGAUCACGCAGCAGAAUGGCAUAUCCUCCAAGGACAUGGAGGCGGGGGGCAAGAGAACCAAGAACGUAGGCCUGCAGCACCCGCGGGCAAUCCUCUUCCUGGUGCUGUGGUACAUCUUUAGCGGCAUUACCCUCUUCCUCAACAAAUAUAUCCUCACAUACCAAAAUGCCGACCCCCAUGUCCUUUGCGGUAUGCAGAUGCUGAUCACCAUGGUAUGUGGGCUCAUCCAACUGCGUUAUCCCCUGGGCACGUACAAGCCAGUAUUGGGCCAGAAGAAACCAGCCAAUUUUGUCAAGGGGAUGGCUACCCUUGGCCUACUCCAACUGGGGACCAUAAUGUUUGGUUUGAUUGCCAUCUACUUUGUGGCAGUUAGCUUUGCUGAAACUGUCAAGAGCUCAGCACCUCUGUUUACAGUCUUGAUUGCAUGGCUAUACUUGGGUGAAAGAACAGGUGCUUUUGUCUUCUUGUCGUUGAUCCCAGUGAUGCUUGGACUUGCUCUUUGCUCCAGCAACGAGCUCUCCUUUAGCCUAAUUGGUUUUGUCUGUGCCUUAACCACUAAUUUGUGUGAGUGUGUUCAGAGUGUGGUCUCCAAGUCCCUUCUCUCCAAUAAAGCCUAUAUUUACAAUCCAGCUGAGUUGCAGUUCUACCCCAACCUGGCUGCUGUCAUGCUUCAGGUGCCCACCUGGUACUUCUUGGUAGACUUCAAUAAACUCAGCCAACAUAUGAGCAAGAAUCUGGCCAUGGCCAUUCUGCUUGAUGGAAUCUCCUUCCACGGCCAGACAAUCACCGCUUAUGUCCUCAUGUCUUAUGUCAAUCCUGUGACUUAUAGUGUUGCCAAUACCACCAAAAGAGCCUUCCUGAUCUGGCUGUCAGUGCUCCUGUUUGGCAACCCUGUGACCCUGCUGAGUGGCGUUGGGACGGCCGUGGUCAUUGCGGGAGUGCUGCUCUAUAGCAAGGCUCGGGAUUUAGAUGCCAGGAGAAGAGAGCAGUUCUCCAUAACUCAGGAUAAGAUGAAUAACAUCAGAUAAAGCUUUAUAAUUAUAUCGUUUGUCCUGGAUUUUCUUUCUUUUUUUUUCUAGUUUUAGGUAUUUUUGUAUAGAUUAUUUAUUUUUGUGCUGAGGGGUGAUGAUGUACUUAAUAUUUAAAGAAUAGUUUUUUUUUUUUUUUAUGAAAUUUGAGUCACUCUGAUUUAAGGGCUUAGUUUUAUUUUAUAAUCUUAUUCAGAUUUGAAAUUUUAGUAUAGAUAUAUUAUAAUAUUUUUUAAAGUGUGAUUUAAUUUCUUUUUAAAGGUGGGACAGUUUUAAUCAAUACAUUUCCAUUUAAAAAUGCAUUUCUGUUGUAUGAUGAUAUUGAAAAUGGUGAUACAGCAAGGAACAGGUGCCAUUUAAAUCACUAAUGUUCCAGUGUGUACAUGGUUGGUAUGCACAAGAAUUUUUCAUUUGCUUUCAUAGUGGUAUUUGGAGGAGUUUGUCAUAAAAUAGCACCAUACCAGUCAAAUAUAUUUUGCUCUAUAUAUCACGUGAAAUAAGCACAUCCAUGUCUGCAAUUAUACCUAUCCUGAGGCACCUCAUCACAACAGGCUGCCUUCCAGUGAUAAUGAGUUUGUUAUCCCGUGUCAUAGAGAAGAGGAUUGUUCAGGAGAAUGAGCAAGCACCUAUAGCCAGUUCAUUGGCUGGUAACCUCUCAUCCGCAUUUCCUUCUUACUCAAGCAUCUGGACCAAGAUAGUGAACCUUUUAGGCAUAGUGGCUGGAGUUGUAAUGAAGAUUUCAGUUGCUGUGUUGAGACAAAAAAGAAUUGUGCCAAUCAGUUUUAUAGUAGAUGUCUGCUAGAUUCAGUGUAGAUAUGAGGGAAUGGAUGAGAAAUUAAAGGUUUUAUAUUAAGUGAAGUACCAGGUGGCAAUGAUUAAAAGGCACUGCAAAACAGGAUCAAGCAAUGAUUUACAGUACUUGGUUGAUCCUACAUAGAAAAGGUAUUUUAGAAAACAGUAUAGCAAGGUUGUGAGAAUUUUUUAAAGCUUUAUUUUUUACUGAAGAGUUUAAUACAACUAAAGCAGCUCACAGAAAUUAAUGAGAAGGUGUUUAUAUAAAUGUUAGAGAGAUAGUAUUUGAUAAUAUGCGUUUUGGAAAAUUAUUUUAUAUAAUUUUUAGGAGCUCUGAAGUUCCUGUAUUUGACUUGAUUUUAUUUACAAUAUAGUACAUUGGUAAUCGUUUGAUUAUAAUGUUAAGCAAUAAACAGAAAGUAUACAUUGCAAAAAAUCUAUUUUAAAAGAUACAUGUUAUUACUAAGAAAGGGACAUUUGUGGUUAAAAUUUUGAUUAUUAUUCAUAGGUUAUUAAUAAUUAUAACCUCAAGUUUUCUUAAUGAAGUAAAUGCAAACUUUGGUUAUGCAGUUCAUAUCAUAUCAUAUCUUUAUCACUAACUAAUUUUGUUAAUAUUUAAUUACUUGUUUUAAUUUCUUUUAACAAGAGAACUGCACAGUCAAGAAAUGGAACCAUCCUCUUAAUAGAGAACAUGAAAUAAAACCUCUUCAUGAUAAAGCAAAUGUCGCACUUAAGACCAGCAAAUGCCAUAUGUCGCAGUUAUUGGGGCUGAUAUACAGAAUUUGAUAUAUGUGGUUAGUAAAGUGGUUAGUAUUCACACUCAAAAUUUAAAGGGAAGAUCCUUUGUUUUUUCCUUUUUUGUGUGUGUGGAUGUCAUAUAGUUCCUGAAUGAUUUUGUUUUUAUCAUUGCAUAUUCUAUUUUCUUUAUAAUUUUGCUGUUGAUAGUUGUUGCUUUUACAGAUUACUGUUUACUAACAGUUAGUUACUAAUACAUUCCUCUAAAGUUGAUAGUCAGUUUCUUGUAACAAGAAUAUGUAGCAUCUGGGGAGAUUACAGUAUGAAAUAUUAGAUAGUAUAUAUAAGCUCAAAUCUUGGUUUAUUGUAAGUUAUGAAGAAAGUUAGCUCAUUGUAGAUAUAUUUUAUUUUUUAUUCUUUGUCUUUUUUUUCAAUACAUGAUAUGAUUUUU
Penaeus chinensis is the source of this 3502-nucleotide messenger RNA. RefSeq names its product solute carrier family 35 member E2A-like. Gene Ontology annotation, cellular component: Golgi apparatus. The record is from RefSeq and is a predicted model, not a curated record. Gene Ontology annotation, molecular function: antiporter activity. The transcript is spliced from 8 exons. The coding region runs from base 328 to 1524 and encodes 398 amino acids. Lineage: Eukaryota; Metazoa; Arthropoda; Malacostraca; Decapoda; Penaeidae.